Messenger RNA from Dentiscutata heterogama, 208 nucleotides. NCBI's taxonomy places the organism in Eukaryota, Fungi, Glomeromycota, Glomeromycetes, Diversisporales, Gigasporaceae. The record is from the annotation of a GenBank genome assembly.
ACAUUAAAAGGCAACCAAAAAUUAGGCAAUAGAGUUAGCAGUAGUAGAAUUAAGAAAAAUAUUAAAGCUCUAUUAGAAUGCUUCUUUUUAAACAGUAAUAGAAAAAGUCAAGAUAAAAUAGAUGAGCAAGCCAUGCAUGAUAAACUCCUAAAAUAUACUGAGAUUGGUAAAAUAGAAAAGGAAGAUAUUCUACAAACUUCAGCAAUAU